CUUAAAUUCACUUUCAUUUGGCCCAUCUUUAAAUUCUUUCACUUUUAACAGAUCAUCCUCAUUUCCAUGGAUCCUCUGUCCAAGCUCAAGCUCUGUUUUUUAACAGCAACUCUUCUUUUGGCCACUGCCCAUGGAUAUGCCGUCGUCACCGGCACCGUCUUUUGCGAUCAAUGCAAAGAUGGCCAUAUAUCUAUGUUCGAUUAUCCCAUGAACGGAGUUAAAGUGAAGGUGGCGUGUGGGGAUGGCAAUGGGGGAGUUACUUAUAUGAGAGAGGAGACUACGAAUUUGUUUGGAAGCUUUACAAUGAGAUUCGAUGGAACGCCGGAUCUUAGCGGUUGUUAUGCGACAAUUGGUGGAACCGAACAGGGAACGACAAUGGACUGCGGCGGAGCUGGCGGUCCGCCGAAGAGUCUUAGGUUGAUGUUUAGGUUGUUUGACAUGGAAAUGUAUGUGGUUGAUUCGUUGGUUACUCAACCUGCUAAACCAAUGUCGUUCUGUUCGGCAUCAGUUAAUCCGGUCCCGGUCCCUGCGCCGGUUAUAACGAAGCCACCGUCUCCAUCUCUGCCAUUGUCUCCGCCUCCUCUGCCUCCUUCGUUUAAGCUUCCGCCGCUACCUCAACUGCCGCCACUUCCGCCGCUGCCUAAGCUGCCGCCUGUGCCGUUCUUGGAAGCUUCUGCUUGCCAACAUGACAAUUGGACAAACCCAGAUUACAGAUGCUACUGGAGGGCAGUGAACCCAGACACAAAAGUAGGCGUUAUUUUUGGACUACUAGCAGCCAACCAAUACGGAACGGACCUGACCCUAUGGAACGGCCUACAAGGCCGAGGGGACCCAUAUAGGACUCUUUUAAGGGAAGCCAUAACGGCGUUCCUUAAUUCCUACAAUUCCCUUAAUUUUCCCUACCCUACAAUUUCUGUGGUCCAACGCCUUAAUUGGGCCUUAUUGGGCUCUCCACGGGCCGUCCUCCUCACGGCCCUCCGUUUCAAACGGGCCAACUCUGGUUAUGGCCACGUCACCUGCAAAUUCGAUCCUUGCCAAUAGGAUAGAUAUAUUAUCUAAUCUUUACUAUUUAAUUUACUUAUUAUAAUACAUCAAUUAUUACUACUACUACGUAAGAUCUUGAUUCUCAAUUUGGUUUGUAAAAUUUCUAGAGUUUAUUCAAAAUUUGAGUUAUUGAGUUCAUUUGUAAGGAUGAUUAUAUGAAUACUAAUAAUAACUUUUCUGUUAUGAUU
Benincasa hispida (wax gourd) is the source of this 1232-nucleotide messenger RNA. Its product is annotated as Pollen Ole e 1 allergen and extensin family protein. NCBI's taxonomy places the organism in Eukaryota, Viridiplantae, Streptophyta, Magnoliopsida, Cucurbitales, Cucurbitaceae. The record is from RefSeq and is a predicted model, not a curated record.